This is a messenger RNA of Cynoglossus semilaevis (tongue sole), 5247 nucleotides long. RefSeq names its product BCAS3 microtubule associated cell migration factor (gene bcas3). The record is from RefSeq and is a predicted model, not a curated record. Gene Ontology annotation, cellular component: cytoplasm. Gene Ontology annotation, biological process: autophagy; response to starvation. NCBI's taxonomy places the organism in Eukaryota, Metazoa, Chordata, Actinopteri, Pleuronectiformes, Cynoglossidae. Gene Ontology annotation, molecular function: protein binding. Bases 873 to 3719 code for a protein of 948 amino acids. The transcript is spliced from 25 exons.
UAUGAUAGAUCUCUAAUUAAUAACCUGUGUCAAAAAUGUGGCAGUUACAACUUUUAUUCUCCAGUGGUUAUACUUUAUAUUUUAUAACUUGACCUCAUAACCUACUAGGUCAACAUUCACACCCACUAACUGCUAGCCCAAGUGGCUAUACACUGACACUCGUAUUCUUAUAAGAUGUAGAUCCACACGGAAUAAUACUUGUGGAGUGAAAGGAAGCAGUGUGUUACCACUGAUGGGCUUUUAAUGUAAGACUUCAUCAGCGUUUUCAUUAAAGGCACAUUAUGGACUUGGUCUACUUUCAGUUUAGUCAAUAAUUUCACCACAAUGUGAAGUAUAGUUUCAUCUGGUCUUAAUAUUAUCCUGCCAACAAUUAUUUAAUUUAUCCCUAGUUAUGCUGUAAAUAAGUGAAGGAUGACAACACAGCACUUUGUAUAAAACGGCUUAGAACGUGUUCCUUGAUGAUGACAGAUGAUGGAACAGUUGAACUGUGAACAAGAGUUGUUUGACCGGGUAUUAAACCGAGACUAGAGCCAUGCUGGAACUGCAGUGAGGAACACAUUCCUGUUCUGUUUCUGAACCUUUCUCUGUUCCAUUACAUGAUGCUGGGAGAAGUGUCACAAGAAAAGUGCACAGUCCUUUUGCCCAAAAACUGCUUUCUUUUGUCAGGUGAUUAGAACUUUAUCAUAGCAACAACUUUGACCCACACUGCAAAAUAACAAAAAAUAAAAUAAAAAAUCACCAUCAUCAAAUGACAGAAACAGCAAAUAUAAUAUUGAAAGAGAGAUGAGGACAUUUCCUUUGGCACCCUGGUGCGAUGGGCUGAGGACAAAACGCGCUCAUUCUAAAAUAACAAGACAAAACCAGGAGACAAAAUGGCAUCAGACUCUCCACGCAGACCGAGCCGCUGUGCUGGAGGAGUUUUGGUGCGAGCACAGGCUGCGACGGAGCAGUCAUACAUGGAGAGUGUGGUGACCUUCCUGCAGGAUGUCGUCCCACAGGCAUACACUGGGGCUCCACUGACUGAUGAGAAAGAGAAAAUAAUUUGGGUUCGGUUUGAAAAGGCUGACAUCAAUGACACUUCCCGGAACCCUGAGUUGAUGGAGAUGCACAGCGGUACAACUGACCCUCCCCUCUGUCUCAUGAUUGGCUACACUGAUGGGAUGCAGAUCUGGAGUGUGUCUUUGGCCGGUGAAGCUCAAGAACUUUUCUCAGUGCGUCAUGGUCCAGUGAGAGCUGCUCGCAUUCUUCCGGCACCACAUAUAAGUCCUCUGAAGCCUGACAGUUUCUCUGAAAAGAGGCCCCUACUGGGGGUCUGCAAGAGCACAGGGUCCUCUGGGACCAGCCCUCCCUACAGCUGUGUCGACCUGUAUUCUUUACGGACGGGUGAAAUGGUUAAAUCGAUUCAGUUCAAGACACCGAUCUACGAUCUGCACUGCAACAAACAUAUCCUGGUUAUAAGUCUGCAGGAGAAGAUCGCCGCAUUUGACAGCUGCACUUUCACCAAAAAAUUCUUUGUCACAAGCUGCUAUCCUUGCCCCGGCCCCAGCCUCAAUCCAAUAUCUCUGGGCAGCCGCUGGCUGGCCUACGCAGAGAACAAGCUAAUAAGAUGCCAUCAGUCUCGCGGCGGCGCUUGUGGAGAUAAUGCACAGUCUUACACGGCGACAGUCAUCAACGCUGCCAAAACUUUAAAGACAGGUCUGACCAUGGUGGGUAAAGUCGUCACCCAGUUGGCGGGCACGCUGCCAGCAGUCACUCCAGACGAGGAGAGCGCGGCUCACAGCACGAGCCGCCGCAGCCCGCACAACCCCGGCGUGGUCACCAUCAUUGACACCCACACGGUUGGGGAAGGACAGGUCCUGGUGAGUGAGGACUCGGACGGAGAAGGAGUUGUGGCUCACUUCCCAGCUCAUGACAAACCCAUUUCCUGCAUGCAAUUCAACCCGAGUGGUAUGCUGCUGGUCACUGCUGACACGCUGGGCCACGAUUUUCACGUCUUCCAGAUCCUCACUCAUCCGUGGGCGUCGUCACAGAGUGCUGUUCACCACCUGUACACACUGCACCGUGGAGAAACCGAGGCCAAGGUCCAGGACAUGUGUUUCAGCCAAGAUAGUCGUUGGGUAGCAAUCAGCACCCUUCGUGGCACCACCCAUGUCUUUCCCAUCAACCCCUACGGCGGUGCACCGUGUGCCCGCACACACAUGUCCCCGAGGGUUGUCAACAGGAUGUCUCGCUUCCAGAAGAGUGCCGGUCUGGAGGAGAUUGAACAGGACCUGAACAGGGUGGCUGUGCUAGGAGGAGCAGGAGGGGGAGGCCUUGGAGGAGGCAGUUGCAUUCUGGGUGGAGGAGGCAUCGGUGGCCGCUGUAGUCCCAUACCAGGCCUGUCCAGCAGCCCCUCUGGAUCUCCACUGCAUGCCAAACUGAACAACCAGGACUCCUACAACAACUUCACCAACAACAACAUGGGGAACCCUCGUCUGUCCCCGCUGCCCAGUCUGACCGUGGUGCUGCCUCUGGCCCAGAUCAAACAGCCCAUGACCUUAGGAACCAUCACUAAACGCACCGGACCCUACCUCUUUGGGGCAGGAUGUUUUGCCAUUAAAACUCCAUGCAAAGCUAAGCCGCCCCCUCAGAUCUCCCCGAGCAAAUCCAGUGGAGGAGAGUUUUGUGUGGCCACCAUCUUCGCUUCGUCCCGCUCCUGGCUCAUCACCAACCCCAACAUGAAACGGGAGAAAGAUCAGUCCAGGCAGUCAGUGGUGGAUUCCUUGUACAUCAUUAGUUGCUACGGUAAUCUGGUGGAGCACGUUUUAGAGCCUCGGCCAAUCAGCACAGCUCAGAAGAUCAGCGAUGAUACACCUCUGGAGCUCAGCACGUGUCCAAGAGCCUGCUGGACUCUGGCCAGGACUCCACAGUGGAAUGAGCUUCAGCCUCCGUUUAAUUCAAACCACGGCCUGGUGCUGGCCUCGGACCUGGUGCAGCAGCAUCAGUCUCUUCUGACUGUGAUGCCUCCAGGAAGCCCAGGGCCAAUCACGCGCCACGAGUCCUCAGACAGCCUGGCAUCCAAUCACAGCAGCCAAGAGGAUGAAGAGUGGCUUUCUCAGGUGGAGAUUGUGACCCACACCGGGCCACACCGACGCCUGUGGAUGGGCCCACAGUUUCAGUUCAAGACCAUCCAUCCUUCAGGUCAGACCACAGUCAUCUCCUCCUCUUCCUCAGUGCUCCAGUCCCACGGCCCCACUGACGUCCCACAGCCCCUGUUAGACUUUGACACAGACGACCUUGACCUUCACAGCCUCAGGAUCCAGCCUGUACGUUCAGAGCCCGUCAGCAUGCCGGGGUCAUCGGGACUGGUGUCUGAUCGUCGAGGACAGUCCAACCUCCUGGACACAGGAUCAGGACCGUUUGAUGGGCGCGGGGUGACCCUGCUGGAAGUGUGCGGAAGCUGGCCGGAGAGCUUUGGCGUGCCACGACACAACAUUGGAUCGGCAGAUGCCAGUGAUGAAGGCCUGCGUGAGAGACUGGCCGACGCCAUGUCUGAGUCGCCCUCCAGAGACAUUGUAGGAUCUGCUACAGAGCUGCAGAGGGAGGGCAGCAUCGAGACCCUCAGCAACAGCUCGGGUUCCACCAGUGGCAGCAUACCGAGAAAUUUCGAGGGCUACCGCUCUCCUCUGCCCACCAACGAGAGCCAGCCGCUCAGCCUCUUCCCCACCAAUUUCCCCUGACACCCCAGCACGGCCCACCUGAGCUUCUAUAGACCACCCUCUACAGACUGGUCCUCACAGCAUCUCACUGAUGAACAGUAGCCAAAUCAUGUCUUUCCUCCUCUCAUGUAGCUGGUCACCAAUCAGAUACAGUAUUAACAUUUUAUUUCAUGUCUGCAUUUGUUUUUCCCUCCCUAAUUCAAUCUCCCUUUGGCUGUUGUCGCUCCAAUUCUAGGUAUAUAAAAUCAGCCAUGCUUCGACCAAAAGCAUUCCAAAAAGAGGGGGGGGAAUUGAAUUUGCUCUAAAUUGUCUUCAUGAUCAGCACAAAUGUUUUUGAAUGCUUUAAAAAAAACUAAUUUCUGGGAUGAAUAGCCAGCUAAGUGAGUCUCUACAGCAGGUAAUAAACACAGAUGAAUGUGGUCUGAUAACAGUGUGUAUUCAGCAGCUGUGUUCAGGCUCCUUUUUAAUAGGAGACUAGCAUCAGGCCUGCAAAUGAAUCUGCUCCUGCUGGUGACCUUGUGUUGAGUCAUAAAGCAGCAGAGCCAGCCGUCCUCUCCUCCCUGCAGCUGAUGUCUGCUCCGUCCUGGGCCUGCCAUCACUCUUGGUGUGUGUGCUUUUGAAGUUUAACGGAGUGUCUGUUUUCUGAGCCAGCCGUAAGAAAAGGGAGCAUUCGCCGAAGAAAAAAUGUUUAUUCCAGGCGGCAACGUGUAACGACUCCCUCUCCCUUCCGUGCAUGCUGCUGCUCCCGUGGCCUCCGACUAAUGUUUUAGAUUAAAUAUUUGUUCCUUUCAUGCCUUGAAGAGAGAGAUACGGUAAUGGGGACGACACGAUGACUAAGUGGCUGGAAUAAUUUUCUAUGUUCAGGGUUCGUGUUGACUGAGCGCAGGAACAGCGGCAUGUGUAGCUGUCAUGCUGUGUUUUUGUACAUUAGAAACUUUUUUGCCCCCAGGGUCAUGCCUGUAGUUAUGGAUCUCUAAAGAUGGUGUGUUCUCCAUCAACGCUUGAAUACUUUGAUAAUCACAAAUGGUGGAGUUUCCUGUUGAAUUGUGUCUGAGCAGCGUGUGGUGUGAUGAGAGUUGACAAGCUCUGUUUACAGAGUCAGUUCUACCAUGAUAGCAGUGGUGUCUGAGUUAAAGCUGCAGCAGUUUGUCCAUGGUUUGUGACAAAUUCUAAUGCAUCAACUAUGACUAUUUUUUAUAAUCCAUUUGUUGCAGGGGUUGGUUUCCAAUCUUUUUCUGCAGCACCACCUUUUUUGUAAAUAGCACUAUAAUCAACUUCCUACCUGUCGCUUCAAAACUUCAAAAAACAUUUUUUUAACCAUUGAAAUUCCUACAAACUGCUUCUCUGAUUGAACAUGUGAGAACAAGUGCAGUUUCCCCACUGAGACAAAUUAAGAAAAUAUUCAAAUUAACAUAUAUUUGUCAUGCUAGGUGCCCUCUGCGAUAGCUCAUUAUCCCCGGGGGGGCCUGCCCCACACUUUGGAAACCACUGCAUUUAUUAAGAGUUCUCUUCUGCCAUUUUCUCAAAGCAGAUUUUUUAUAUAUAUAUA